Messenger RNA from Talaromyces atroroseus, 2052 nucleotides. RefSeq lists its product as hypothetical. The record is from RefSeq and is a predicted model, not a curated record. NCBI's taxonomy places the organism in Eukaryota, Fungi, Ascomycota, Eurotiomycetes, Eurotiales, Trichocomaceae. The transcript has 6 exons. Gene Ontology annotation, molecular function: ATP hydrolysis activity; ATP binding. The coding region runs from base 1 to 2052 and encodes 683 amino acids.
AUGGAAACGGAACCUAAAGCUAGAACCCCUCCAAGCAAAACUCCGGAACAAGGAAAUGUUCUUUUCGAGAGUUCCUGGUUCCAGAUCUGGGGAGACUUCUGGCACAAGAGUGAUGACUAUCGCGUUGUCAAAAUUCUAGAUCAAGAUCUACGAAGCUGCAUCAUCCAAACGACUUCAGCAUACAUCGCUCAUUCUGGGAUACAGGUGAGGUGGGAUGCAGUACUCGCUAUCGAGUCACCUUUCAAGCUACUUGUUUACAGCUAUGAUGACUUGGAAUCUGCUGCAGUCUCGGUCUCUACUGCUUCGGAGGUUGCCAAAGGUCUAAGGUCUCUUCUCGACGAAGCGAACAAACUUCAGAAUCCUGCAUCAUGGAAAAUACCCGAGGAAAUUGAAAAUGCUCGAAACUUCCACGUGGAAUUUGAUUUAUUAUGGGCCAUUUUCAAACCUGGGAGUCUGAUUGUUUCAUCGUGUGAACCUAGCAAACAUCCCCAGAUCUUCAAAGUCCAUCAGGCCAGGUAUAAAGACCGUCCCCCAAUGGAUUAUCAGUUCUACGGCAUGGGACUUGUUAAAAAAAGGGCCCUUCUUAUUCAUGCUUGGGCCUGGGAUUGGAACGGGUCUGAACUUUUCCGCAAUAUGUUCGAAAUUCAGAUAGAAGCCUACACAGGCCAGAAGUCACCGACAGAACUUAGCUGCUACCCAGCCACAUUGUACUUAGGAUCUGGAAACAAAAGAGGAAUCAGUGCCGUCUACGAGAGUGCGAUCUACCAAAACCGCAAAGAGAACUAUGUCAAAUACACCUUCCAGCAAAAGCCUCCCGCGCAAAAGUUGCUACGAUACUCCGGCGAAUUUCGUGGUAUUCCUGCCCUCUCAGAGGAACGACUGUUUCUCAUGCGUGAAGCGGACACAAAAGGAUUUAAGGAGUUACCUUACGCCAAGGUUGACGAGGACAUAGUACUAGACACAGUAAACUAUUUGCGAAAAACAUUGUCUACCUUGUGGCUUGGUGAUAUUCGAGUUGCUCGGGAGUCAAUACCAUGCCACUGUCCAUUGUGUCUUAGCGAUGAGGCCAUAUUAUGGGUCGAAUCUAUCGAAAAGGGCAACGCACCGUUCUCUGUCGAAAAUGAGCUGCUACUUACACCUAGAGUUGUGGGAUUUGCCCUGAACAGGAAAGAAUGGGGACAGUUCUGGUUGAAUAAUAUUGAGGUGGUCAAUAAAUCCGAGGGUGCUGUCCGGGAAAGCAGGGGAAAAGAUCUUAUCCUACCGGUUGGUAUGAAUGAAGACGAGGAACGGCACAUUUACGCAAUGGUCAACAAUCAUUCAAGGGCUAUGGCUAGACCACGAAGCCAGAGACUGAUGGAUGUGAUCGGAAAAAAAGGAGAGAGCCUGAUCUUACUAUUUCAUGGAUACAGCGGGACAGGAAAGACACUCUAUGCCGAGUCAUUGGCUAAAAACUCAGGCAAACCGCUUUUCAAAGUGGGUACCAGUGACAUUGGGUUCAUUGGCCCUCGCGCAGAACGUGACCUGAAGACUAUAUUCGAACUCGCCGAAGCCUGGAAUGCAAUCUUGCUUAUAGAUGAAGCGGAUGUCCUCCUAGAUGCUAGAGGCAAGGAUAACGAAAGUCUUGUGUCGAAGAAUGCAUUGGUGUCCGUUCUGCUUCGAGAAGUUGAAUACUUUAAAGCCUUCGAUCCGGCGAUCCUGUCUCGUAUUCAUCAUGCCGUCAACUUCGGAGAGCCUGACAGCAAUCAGGAGGAAAGAAUCUGGAAGAUGUGGCUGGAUCGUCUACAUCGUCAAGGCUUGUGUGAUGACUAUGCAGAUCUGAAAAACUGGGUUGACGAUACUGUCAGCGAUACCCGGCGACCUCAUCUUCUGAGUGGGAGAGAGAUCCGAAAUAUCUUCAUAGUUGCACAAAUGCUCGCGGAGAAAGAGGACGGAGAUAUCAAAAUAACCCGAGCGCAAGUGAAUAGCGCAUAUAAGUACAAAAAGGAUUUUAGGCACGACACGGAGAAGAUGAGGACGGAAGCCAAAACUCUUUUGGCGGACAGAAAGCGAUAG